Messenger RNA from Ruditapes philippinarum (Manila clam), 8307 nucleotides. Its product is annotated as ATP-binding cassette sub-family D member 2-like. Gene Ontology annotation, cellular component: peroxisomal membrane. Gene Ontology annotation, molecular function: ABC-type transporter activity; long-chain fatty acid transmembrane transporter activity; ATP binding. Gene Ontology annotation, biological process: very long-chain fatty acid catabolic process; peroxisome organization; fatty acid beta-oxidation. The transcript has 10 exons. NCBI's taxonomy places the organism in Eukaryota, Metazoa, Mollusca, Bivalvia, Venerida, Veneridae. The record is from RefSeq and is a predicted model, not a curated record. Bases 100 to 2340 code for a protein of 746 amino acids.
CGGUGCAAGGGUCAAAGUUCCCACGUGAAAUCAUCAUGGAGGACAAGGGAGGAAUUUAUUUUGACAGAUAUGUAUUUUGAAGCACGUUAGUCCAUAAACAUGACUAAAGUUUGGAAGACUCUUGUGAAAUUACUUAGGGCAGCAAUCUCUAACAAAUACACUAGAGAGAAGCUUAUAUUUGGAGCCGCAGUGUGUAUUUUUACGACUUAUGCGUCGAGGAGGUUGUACCCAAGACUUUUAAAGAGCUAUGCCAAAAGAACUAAUGCCAAAUCGUCUCCAAAGAAAGACUCUCCAGGUGUAGAUAAACGAUUCUACAAGCAAUUAAAAUACUUGUUGAAAAUAAUUAUACCAAAAAUUUGGAGCAAAGAAUUAGCCGUUCUGUCAUUGCAUACGUGCACUUUAGUUGUUCGUACUUUUCUUUCGAUCUAUGUUGCUAAGUUAGAUGGGCGUAUUGUUAAGACGAUUGUGAGGCGUGAUGUUAAAGCAUUCCUUCUUCUUUUAAUGCAAUGGAUUGGAAUUGCAAUUCCAGCAACUUUUGUCAAUAGUUUAAUACGUUUCUUGGAAAGUCAGUUAGCUCUUGUGUUCAGGACUCGAUUAGUUGACCAUGCAUAUAAAGCUUAUUUUGAAGAUCAGACUUACUAUCGGGUUAGUAACCUAGACAAUAGAUUGCAAAAUGUUGACCAGUGUUUGACUGAAGAUAUAACCCUAUUUACAUCAUCAUUGGCUCAUUUAUAUUCGCACAUAACAAAACCGUUGCUGGAUGUUGCCCUGAUGUCUUUCACUUUAUACUCACUAGCAUCAAGUAGAGGUGCUAGUUCAUCAGUCCCAACUAUUGUUGCUUCAACAGUGCUCUUUGUAACAGCGGAGAUUUUACGAGCAGUUUCACCCAGAUUUGGCAAACUGGUUGCCGAGGAGGCAAAUAGAAGGGGUUACUUAAGAUACAUGCAGUCAAGAAUCAUUACAAAUGCAGAAGAAAUUGCAUUCUAUGGUGGACACAAGGUUGAGCUCAACCUUCUUCAAAAAAGUUAUUUAAGACUGAAGCGUCAAAUGGAAGUUAUUUUCUGUCAACGUCUUUGGUAUGUUAUGUUGGAACAGUUUUUGAUGAAGUAUGUUUGGAGUGCAAGUGGCCUCAUCAUGGUAGCUAUACCCAUCAUAAGCACUGGAGGUACACGGUCAGAUGGUAGCAAGGUGGAUGAUGAUCCUGAUGGCGGUGUGAGUGAGAGAACGCGAGCUUUUACAACAGCUAGAAACCUGUUGAUCAAUUCAGCUGAUGCUACAGAAAGACUUAUAUCAUCAUACAAAGAGAUAACAGAACUGGCUGGUUACACAUCCAGGGUUUAUAACAUGUUUACAGUAUUUGAUGAUGUAUUGCAAGGCAAAUAUAGGCGCACAGUGGUUGUUAAAGAUAAUCAGCCUAAAUUGGAAAAAUCUAACUUGGAGAAAAUUGAAGGACCUGUUGAAGCUCAUGGAGAAGUUACUAUAACAGAGGGAAAUAUACUGGUGGAAAAUAUGCCAAUUAUUACACCUAAUGGAGACAUCAUUGUUAAAAGUCUUUCCAUUCAGAUGGAGCCCGGCAUGCAUUUGUUGAUCACAGGACCAAAUGGUUGUGGAAAAUCUUCCUUGUUUAGAAUACUCAGUGGCUUAUGGCCAGUAUAUGAUGGCAAGCUUCAUAGACCACCAACUUCCUCUAUGUUCUAUAUCCCACAAAGACCAUACAUGUCAAUAGGAACAUUAAGAGAUCAAGUGAUAUACCCGGACACAGUAGAGGAUAUGAAGUGUAAGGGAUUCUCUGAGGAAGAUCUACAGGGCAUUCUAAAUGUUGUCAAUCUACAUUAUGUUGUAGAGAGGGAAGGAGGUUGGGAUGCUGAAAGUGACUGGAAGGAUGUAUUGUCCGGUGGGGAGAAACAAAGAAUGGGCAUGGCCAGGAUUUUCUACCAUAGGCCACAGUUUGCAUUGUUAGAUGAGUGUACGAGUGCAGUAUCAAUAGAUGUGGAGAGUAAGAUAUAUCAGACCAUUAAAGACAGAGGAAUUACCUUACUUACAAUUACCCACAGACCAUCACUCUGGAAGUUCCAUUCCCACCUGCUACAGUUUGAUGGGGAAGGUGGUUGGAGGCUAGAAAAGUUUGACAACACAACUCGCCUCUCCCUGAAUGAGGAGAAACAGAAACUUGAGACACAGUUAGCGGGCAUUCCCAAGAUGCAACAGCGUCUAUCCGAGCUCUGCACGAUGCUUGGAGAAGAUUCCGUACUCCUGAAUAAACACGGUAGUUUCAAUGACCUUGAAACACUUCAACAGGAACUUGAUCAAGAAAGGCUGGAGGAAGAGACUAAAAGUUGAUGAUGGUUCUAUAUUUAGAUUGUGCUAUUUAUAGUAACAAGUCUAGCUAUAUUUAGAAGACUACUUAUCCUAUUUAUAGUAUUUUGCACAAACCUUCCAUGUGAUUAUAUAGUAGUGUAGUUAUAUAUUCUUCAAAUUGUAGACAUAAAGUAAUUUUAAGUGCUCAAAAACCCUUUAUUAAUUAAAAAUCAAAAUUUAUAAUGGGCUUUAAAUUUGACAUGAUUCUGUCUCCAGAACUUUUUAAAUUUUAAUGCCUCUUUUUAAGGUUUUUAAUUAUUUUUGCAUAGACAAAAAAUACUAUUGUUUGCCCCUUCUUGUUACUGUUUGCCUCCAUCCUAGAAAAUUUAUACAAAAGUAUUGCCCUGGUUUGAAUUUUGUACAUUCCAAUGUUAAAAUGAUUUUUAUAUGGAAAUGGAAAAAAAUAAUUUCAGCCUAUAGUGCAAGCAAUGUUUAUGAAACAGUGAUGUCAUAGAAUUUAUUGAUGUUUCUGAAUUUUGUUAGUCCUUUUUUUCAAUUGAAUGAUUGUUAUAGCUAUGUAUAACUAUGCUUUUUUAACAUAUCUUUUUAGCUCACCUGUCACAAAGUGACAUGGUGAGCUUUUGUGAUCCCUUUUCGUCAGGCGUCCGUUCGUAAACUUUUACUUUAAACAACAUAUCCUCAUAAACCACUAAGCCAAUUUCAUCCAAACUUCACAGGAAUGUUCCUUUGGUAGUCAACUUUAAAAAUUGUUCAAAGAAUUUUAUUCCAAGCAGAACUCUAGUUGCCAUGGCAACAAGAAGAAAAAACUUUAAAAUAAACUUCUUUUAAAAAUAGAAAGAGCUAGAGAUUAAAUAUUUGGCAUGAAACAUCAGCUAGUCAGUGUCUACCAAGUUUGUUCAAAUAAAAGCUCUGGGGUCAAAAUUGCCCCCUCCCCUUGGGGUCAUUGAUUUUCCUUAUUUGUAUAUAGUAAAAACUUGAAAAAUCAUCUUUUAAAAAACCCAAGUAGCUAGAGCUUAGAUAUUAAACAUGAAACAUCUUUUAACGGGUUUCUACGAAGUUUGUUCAAAUAAAAGCCCUUGGGUUAAAAUUGGCCCUCUCCAGGGGCCUAUAUACAGGUGAGUGAUUUCAGGGCCUCUUGUUUGUAUUUACGUUUUAUUGUAAAAUUCAGUCUAGAGAGAAUUAGCAGAUAUAAUACUUAUUCUGUAACGGAGGGUUGCAUAAAAUAAGAUAUAUUAGAACAGGAAUGAUGUAAGAAAUAAUAUUGGUACUAGCAGUAUUCAUUAGCGAUUCAUUCAACAUUACUUUAGAGUUAUAGAGUAUAAGUUUGACCAUUCCUGUUGGACCCAGGAAAUUACAGUUUUGUUUAAGUUAUAGCACAUUUUAUAAUACUCCAGAAGAUAACACUGAUUGGUAAAGUCUGUUUUUAUGUGCAUACAUUUUCUUUCAGUUUAUUACCUUCCUUUACAUUAUAAAAAUAAUGCUCAUUUUGUAAUGAUUUUUCUCUCCACACUGAUACUCUUGUAAUAAUCCUUUUUUAUAUCAGGACCAUGUUACUUCUGUAAUAAUCCUAUUAUCAGGAUCAUGUUACUUCUGUAAUAAACCUAUUUUAUAUCAGGAUCAUGAUACUUCUGUAAUAAUCCUGUUAUCAGGAUUAUGUUACUUCUGUAAUAAACCUUUUUAUAUCAGGAUCAUGUUACUUCUUCAAUAAACCUAUUUUAUAUCAGUAUCAUGUUACUUCUGUAAUAAUCUUAUUAUCAGGAUCAUGUUACUUCUAAAAUGAUCCUAUUUUAUAUCAGGAUUGUGAUUUUUCUGUAACAAUCAUAUUUUCUGUCAGGAUCAUGUUACUUAAAUAUUUUUGUAGGGUAAAAUAGCCUAUAUGAUAUCAGGAACAUUAGAUGAUUUCAAAUUUAGAUUAAAAUAUUUCAAAUAUUAGAUGAUUUUCAGGCAAACCUAUCAGGGCUGGAAUAAUAUGACAACUUUAUGGGUAAAUAAGCUAAUUUACAAGUGGAUUAUUAUUUAACAUAAUAAUUGGGAUUAUUUCUUGAUUUGUAAUUUAAUAAAAGAUUAGCAAAUUAUGUAUUUAUUCUGUUUUGAUUAUUGCUAUGCCCACUUGUGACUCGUAGUGGCUUAAUAUUUUUUGUAUAGUCUGUCUGUGUGUUUAACAAUAACAUCUUAAUUUAUAUGUAUACUUGUACACAAGAUACUCCAAUUUUAUAAUGAUAUUAAAUUUGAGUGUUAAAUUAUCCAGGCAUUUUUUUUAAUUCAGGAAACAUCAGAAUGUAUUUGUUAGUUUUUAGCUCGACUAUUCGAAGAAUAUGAGAGCUAUUGUAGUCGCCCCAGCGUCCGCGUCGGCGUCUGCGUCCGCGUCGGCGUCUGCGUUGGUUAAAGUUUUUUUUAAAGUCAAAUAUCUCAAUCAUUACUUGAGAUAUUCAAUUGAAACUUACAAUACUUAUUUAUAGUAACAAGGUACAUCAUAUUGACAAGUUGGAUAACUCUGUCUACAAUAUUGACAGAAUUAUGCCCCUUUUUAACUUAGAAAUUUUGGUUAAAGUUUUUUGUAAAGUCAAAUAUCUCAAUAAUUACUUGAGAUAUUCAAUUGAAACUUACAAUACUUACUUAUAGUAACAAGGUACAUCAUAUUGACAAGUUGGAUAACUCUGUCUACAAUAUUGACAGAAUUAUGCCCCUUUUUAACUUAGAAAUUUUGGUUAAAGUUUUUUGUAAAGUCAAAUAUCUCAAUAAUUACUUGAGAUAUUCAAUUGAAACUUACAAUACUUAUUUAUAGUAACAAGGUACAUCAUAUUGACAAGUUGGAUAACUCUGUCUACAAUAUUGACAGAAUUAUGCCCCUUUUUAACUUAGAAAUUUUGGUUAAAGUUUUUUGUAAAGUCAAAUAUCUCAAUAAUUACUUGAGAUAUUCAAUUGAAACUUACAAUACUUAUUUAUAGUAACAAGGUACAUCAUAUUGACAAGUUAGAUAACUCUGCCUACAAUAUUGACAGAAUUAUGCCCCUUUUAACUUAGAAAUUUUGGUUAAAGUUUUUUGUCAAUUAUUGCUUGAGAUAUUCAAUUGAAACUUACAAUACUUAUUUAUAGUAACAAGGUACAUCAGAUUGACAAGUUGGAUAACUCUGCCUACAAUAUUAACAGAAUUAUGCCCCUUUGGAACUUAGAAAUUUUGGUUAAAGUUUUUUUGUAAAGUCAAAUAUCUCAAUUAUUGCUUGAGAUAUUCAAAUGAAAUUUUAAAAUACUUUUUUAUAGUAACAAUGUACAUCAGUUGCAAAAUUGCAUAACUCUGCCUGCAAAAUUUGAAGAAUUAUUUGCCCCUUUGAAACUUAGAAAUUUUGGUUAAAGGUCUUCAAAGAUAUUUACUUGAGACUUUACACAUGCACUUAGGGUCAUAAUUGGAGGGUCAUAAUUGUAUGUCACUGACCAAGUUCCAUAACUCUAUCUUGCAUUAAGGUUGAUUCAUAUCCCCUUUUCUACUUAGUCUCUUGGUUAAUGUUUACAUGCAAGUUUUACAUAUCUCAAUAACUAUUAAAGAUAUUUAUUUAAAUCUUCACAUUUGCAUUAAGGGUCAUAAUUUUAGGUCACUGACAAAGAUCCAUAAUUCUAUCUUGCAUUUAGGCUGAUUUUUCUCCCCUUUUUCAACUUAGAAAUUCAUGGUAAAGUUUUGCUUGUAAGCUGUUAUCUCAAUUACUACUGAAGGGUUUGUGCCUUUUUUUGGACAAUUUUAUGCAUUCAUAAUAAUAAAGCAGUGAUUUACUUGAUAAAACAUCUUAAUUAGAAGCCUAUGUACCUUUUCUGUCAAAAUUUAUGUAUUCAUAGGUAAUUAGUAUUAUUAUACUCAAUAAAACAACCUUGUGACAUUACCUUCCGAAUAGUCAAGCCAAUAUUGUAUGAUUAGACUCUCUCUAAGGCCUAUAACAUGAAUUUAUUAAAAAAAAAUUAUACCUUUUGUGAUCUUAAAAAAUUUAACAUUAUCAAGGCUCUUUUACUAUCAAGCACUUAGAAUAGUCGAGCGUGCUGUCCUACCGACAGCUCUUGUUUGAAAAUAUUUUAAAGGGGAGAAUUUGUACUGUACAAAAUCCAUUUUUUUCUAUUGUGUUGUUAUUUGUAUUGUGAAAGUAUUUUCUAUUUUACAUAUUGUUGCCAUUAAUGUUGAUUUUGUUCUUGACAUAUUAAAUGGUUUUGUCUGUUUGAUAUCAAUAUAUUAGGGGUGUAACAGGUUCGGUCGUUUUUUUUUAAACAAAAAUCUGUUACUGAAUUAAAUGACCAGAAACCAAGGUUAGUACAUGACCAACAGAUGAAGAAACUUUAGAUUGGGUUUUUACAUUACCUUUGUUUCUUUAUGACAAGAUGUGACAUUUUAUCUGUAUUUCAAAUGUAUUUUUCUGACUGAAUGCUAUCUUAUGGUACCGAUCCUAAAAGACAACAAUUCUCCAUAAUCAGAUAUGUUUUGUAAUUGUUGUCGAGUAUAACAAAAUACAAACAAAAUGUGUUAUCUUAGUUAAUGUUUUAAAUCUAAUAAUUAUUUUAAUAUGGUCGUUUAAAAGUUUAACACGGUUAUUAAGUCACUGUAUGAAAAGUACGCAUUUUUGCUAACCGUGACACCCCUAAUAUAUAUGUGUAUAAACAAAUUAAGCAAAUGACACAAAUCUGUUAACAAUUAUUAUGAUUUGGGUAUAAGCAAACAACGAUUUGACGUCUGCAUGUAUAGCAUUUACUGCACACUUUGAUUAUGUUCCAAAUAACAUGUAUGUACCAAACUGUAUUAGUGUUUGAAAUUAUUUUUUGUCCAAUAGGAUUGCAGUUUUUCAAAUGAAUCGUAACACAUUUACCUUGGUAAAUCGGCAAACAGUUAAUCAGUCUAGUAAAUCAACUGUUUAUAAAAAAAUUUAAAACACUAAGCCGAUUAAAGUUUAUUAGUACGUAUUUACAAAAUCAAAUUGGUCGCAUGGGGUAUUUACAAAAUUAAAUUGGUUGCCCUGACCAAUUUGAUUUUGUAAAUAUGUUCAAAUAAACUUUAACCUAUACUUAAUUAAUCCUGAUCUAUGUUAUAUUUCAUACAGCAAUGAAAGCACAGUUAGGAUCAUGUGGUCCUGAUUUUUCUUUGUGAACAUUUGGUUUGAAGCCAUUUUAGUCUUAUUUGAGCUAUCAGUGAAAAAAAUUUGUCUAGUAUUAAUAAUUUGAUUUUUGUUUCAUAUAAUUCUGUCAUUGCUAUUACUACCCUGAGCUUGACUAGCUAUCAUGUUUCUCAGUAAUGAAUAUAAAAUUGAGUUCAUUAAAGCGGCAUGCUUAAAGAUGAGAAACACACUGUCAUAGGAUCAAAUCAUUAACAAAUAUAUUUAGAGUUUGAAAAAUGUACAAAUAUUUGCAGUCUACAUAAUAAUUGGUCCCCCAUCACUCUUGGUUUGAAUCCCUUUAAAUUCAGUUCUUACAUUUGUAUUAGUUAUCCAGCUACCUUACAGAAUGUCUGUGGUUCUACAUAGGGUACUAAUGCACAGAGGGGCAUCAACCAAGCUUGAAAGUCGCCAUAUGACCAUUACAGUGUUGGUUUGAAUUAAAUCCAGAACAGAGAGGAAAGUUUUGCAUGUAUUAUGGCAAAUAUGGCUGAUUAUCUCGUUUUAUCUUGUAUUUCUACCCACAUUUUACUGAGUAAAUUCUCUGUACAUGUCAACUUCUGAAAUGUAAUCGCUGUGUUAUAUGCUUAUGUCUCAAUUUUGUUCCAUCAAAAAGAAAGUUGACAUUGCAUAAAUCUUUAGGUGUGAUACUUUAAUGACAUAACAACAAGAUAUUCAUGUUUUUUAUUUAAUUGUUUUUCAUAUAUAAUGAUGUAGGUGAAAUAAUCGGCAAUGAAAUGAUGAAAGUUUAGAUUAUAGUUUUACUUCAUAUUGACAUAAGUUUGCCAGUGUUUUAAAUUAUUCACUCUAGUCUUAAUUGUGUGCUACAAAAUUAAUAAGGAUGAUCAAAUAAAUUAAUUGCUAA